AUGCGAUUCGGUCCAUCUAAGCCAUGGUUUGGCCUGCGCGGCGGCUGGCUCACCUUCUGGGUCACUGUCGCUUGCGCAACGGACAUGACCCUGUUCGGUUAUGACCAAGGUGUCUUCGGUGGCGUCGUCGUCACAAAGGACUUCCUCGACACACUACAACUCAACGACAACCCCAAGCUCCUAGGAACCGUCACCGCCAUCUACGACGUCGGCUGUUUGGUGGGAGCCAUCGCGGCCAUGUGGCUCGGUGAACUCUGGGGUCGAAAGAAAUCUAUCAUGUGGGGAACGACUGUCAUGUCAGUUGGGGCAAUCCUACAGAUCUGCGCCUACGGUGUGCCCCAGAUGAUUGUCGGCCGAAUCGUGGCCGGCAUAGGCAACGGCAUCAACACAGUGUGGCAGGGUGAAACAUCCCAGGUGAAAUGGCGCGGCAAGCUGGUCAUCAUUGAGUUGAUCCUUAACAUCGCCGGCUUCUCGCUGUCCAACUGGAUCACCUUUGCCUUCUCCUUCCUCCCUGGUGGUGUUGCCUGGCGAUUCCCCCUCGCGUUCCAGUUCAUCUUCAUCUUCGUCCUGUUCGCAACGGUGCCCUGGCUCCCGGAAUCCCCUCGUUGGCUCAUCAGCCAUGACCGGCACGAGGAAGCCCAGGCAAUCAUCGCUGACCUGGAAGACAAAGACCUCAACGAUUCCUACGUCGUCACCGCCCACUCUGAGAUCGUGGCGGCAGUCAAGUAUGAAGAACAACAUGGCGUCUCCUGGAGCGAGCUCCUCCGCGGCAAGACCGGGGACCAGAACGGGACCUGCGUGAUCCGACGGUUGAUUCUGGGGGCUGGCGCGCAAGCGAUGCAGCAGCUGGCCGGAAUCAACGUUACAUCUUACUAUCUACCAACCGUACUGAUGGAGUCGGUUGGCCUUUCGGAAAUGCUCGCCCGACUCCUCGCCGCCUGUAACUCGGUCAGCUACCUGCUGGCUGGAUGUGUCGCGAUCCCCAACAUCGAGCGAUGGGGCCGUCGCAAUCUGUUCAUGACCUGCGCCUUCGGUCAGGGUAUCUGCUACCUCCUCAUCACCGUCCUCCUUGCCUUCACCGAGAAAGAAGGGUACCCGUAUCAGACGCAGGUUGCGUCCGCGUCCGUCGCUUUCUUCUUCGUCUACUACCUUUUCUUCGGCUGUGGCUUCCAGGGUAUCCCCUGGCUGUUACCCGUCGAACUAAACUCGCUGAGCAUGCGCACCAAGGGUGCGGCACUGGGAACGGCGACGAACUGGGCGCUGAACUUUAUGGUCGUGGAGAUCACCCCGGUGGGCAUCUCUUCGCUAGGAUAUAGGUUCUAUAUCAUUUGGACGGUGAUGAACCUCUCCUUCGUGCCGUUGAUCUACUUCUUCUAUCCGGAGACGGCCAACCGCGCCCUGGAAGAUAUCGAUCUGUUCUUCCGGGAGAACCAUGGUCUGUUCGUCCAUAAUAACAAGGAGGCCGUCUCAACGCAGCGUCCGGCACGCUACGUGGAGAUUGAGCAGGAGCUCGUGCACCGAAACGCCACGUACGGAAAGAAGCAGGAGGUGAUGGAAGUUGAGGGGGAUGUGGAGCAGCGCGAGGUGGCUUAG
Aspergillus terreus NIH2624 is the source of this 1593-nucleotide messenger RNA. RefSeq names its product sugar porter family MFS transporter. The transcript is spliced from 2 exons. Gene Ontology annotation, cellular component: membrane. The record is from RefSeq and is a predicted model, not a curated record. Gene Ontology annotation, molecular function: carbohydrate:proton symporter activity. Lineage: Eukaryota; Fungi; Ascomycota; Eurotiomycetes; Eurotiales; Aspergillaceae. The coding region runs from base 1 to 1593 and encodes 530 amino acids. Gene Ontology annotation, biological process: transmembrane transport; carbohydrate transport.